GYUCUCACYUUKAUUAAAUUUACCUGAUCCCAGCAAUGUCCCUCCAUCCUCAGGCACUGUAAAUGCCGCAUUCCCAAGGGCAGUAUCUCACUUUCCCCCUUCUCUCCCAGGUGCUGACACUCUCGGUUCUCAUGAACCCCCUGCUCAGGGGAUGUGCUGCRAGUUGGAGCCAUUCCCUUCUUGCUCUUUCUUGCACUAAAAACCGAGAAAUCCCAUGUUCUUACUUUCUUAUUCUUCUUCAGAAAACCAGUCCUGACUGCCGUGCUCGGGGGCUGGGGUCUGUAACCCCAAAGAAUCUCCCUAGGAGCAGGUUCUCACCUUUAWUAAAUUUACCUGAUCUCAGCAAUGUCYCUCCAUCCUCAGGCACUGUAAAUGCCGCAUUCCCAAGGGCAGUAUCUCACUUUCCCUGUUCUCUCCGAGGUGCUGACGCUCUCGGUGCUCAUGUACCCCCUGCUCAGGGGUCUGGCCCUGCACCUGCACUCGGCUCUGACUGGCAGCUACAUCCCAGGGACUCAUUCCAUCGCCUUGGUCAACUGCCUCAACGAGCAGAUCGCCAAGGACAUCGCCAGGGCCAUCAUGGAUAAGAAACUGGCUGCCUACGUGAACAUCCUGCCCAAGAGCUCGGCCCUGUAUUUCUGGAAAGGGGAGCUGGAAGAAUCCACUGAAAUACURCUGCUGGUGAAAACAAGGACGUCCAAAAUAGGGGAAUUGUCCAACUAUGUCAGAUCCAUCCAUCCCUUUGAAAUGCCCGAGAUCAUCAGCCUGCCUAUCGACCAGGGCAACCCUGUGUACCUCAAAUGGAUAGAGCAGAACGUCCCUCGGGACUGACAGCGCCUCGUUUUUGGAAACCGGGUCCCUGCCGAGCCGCGCGGGAGGCAGCUGCGGUUUUCUCGGGUUUGCUGAACGCAGGAGCUCAGAUUGGGAAAUGUCCCCUCCUCGGCCUGUCCGGACAGCGCUGAGCAGCGCUGGGGAAGAGCCGCCCGCACCGGGGGCUGCUGCGGGUGAGGAAUCGCGGAAAUGUUCCCGUCAGGACACUCGGGGGCUGCCUCGGGCUGCCAGCAGCGCAUUCCAGCCGGGACCUCCCCCAGUGCCGUGUGUCCCCAAAGGCAGCCCCGAACCCCGCCUGCCCCCGGCAUCCCGCCCCGCUCCGCCCGCAGGAUGCAGGAUGUGGCCGCGCACCCGCGCCGUGCCGGCUCCUGCCCUCCUGCCGGCAGCCAGCGUGCUGCUGGAGCCCCGCAGAGACGAGGAAGAGGCGAAUUCCAGCAGAUGCCGCAGGGAUUCAGCGACAGCAGCGCGCAGAUUCUGCCUUGCAAUGAGCCGGGAUGAGCUGGGAUGAGCUGAGUGACACCCAAGUGCCAGCAGGACCAGGACACUGCCCUGGCUCCCAUCCUUACCCCACCUGAGCAGUGGCUUUCUGCCUGGGCCAAGUUUAACCCUGUAAAAAGAUCCUUUUGUCACGGGAUAUAAUUUAUGGGACAUUUUCGAGUUAUUUAUGUGACCGGGAAUGGAAUAAACAGGAGUGUUUCUUACCUGGGCAGGCUCUUGGGGCUGCAGCUGGGCAGGAGGAAGGGCCCAUCCCGGYCUUGCAGUGACCCUGUCCAGGUCAUC
This is a messenger RNA of Malurus melanocephalus (red-backed fairy wren), 1608 nucleotides long. It is a transcript of the gene CUTA, whose product is annotated as cutA divalent cation tolerance homolog. Gene Ontology annotation, molecular function: copper ion binding. NCBI's taxonomy places the organism in Eukaryota, Metazoa, Chordata, Aves, Passeriformes, Maluridae. The coding region runs from base 373 to 828 and encodes 151 amino acids. The record is from RefSeq and is a predicted model, not a curated record. The transcript is spliced from 5 exons. Gene Ontology annotation, biological process: response to metal ion.